This is a messenger RNA of Salvelinus sp. IW2-2015, 6281 nucleotides long. Lineage: Eukaryota; Metazoa; Chordata; Actinopteri; Salmoniformes; Salmonidae. The record is from RefSeq and is a predicted model, not a curated record.
CUGAGUUGAUCCCACGUGUGACGAUUCCGUUCCCGGCUCAGUAAUAUUCUCCUAGUCGGGCUGUGCAUUGCUUUUGCAGUGUCUGUGUGUGUUUGUUACUGUAGUUACUGCCUAUAGUUUGGUUAGCUAUGGAAGGAGACGGGAGUCAAGUCACAUCUGGAAGCCCAAAUGAUUCACAACAUGACCCAGGUAAAAUGUUUAUUGGUGGCCUCAGCUGGCAAACCUCACCAGACAGCCUUAGAGACUAUUUUAGCAAAUUCGGAGAAAUAAGAGAAUGUAUGGUGAUGAGAGACCCCACGACAAAACGUUCCAGAGGAUUUGGAUUCGUUACGUUUGCAGAUGCUGCCAGUGUAGACAAAGUCUUAGCUCAACCACACCACGAAUUAGACUCAAAGACGAUUGAUCCUAAGGUUGCCUUCCCCCGACGCGCUCAACCCAAGAUGGUCACAAGAACAAAGAAAAUAUUCGUGGGCGGAUUGUCAGCCAACACAGUGGUGGAAGAUGUGAAGCAGUAUUUUGAACAAUUUGGGAAGGUAGAAGACGCCAUGCUUAUGUUUGAUAAAACUACUAACAGACAUAGAGGAUUUGGCUUCAUAACUUUCGAGGGCGAAGACGUCGUAGAGAAAGUCUGUGAAAUUCAUUUUCAUGAAAUCAAUAAUAAAAUGGUAGAAUGUAAGAAGGCCCAGCCCAAGGAGGUGAUGUUCCCACCAGGCACGCGAGGAAGGGCCAGGGGCCUGCCCUACACCAUGGACGCCUUCAUGCUGGGGAUGGGCAUGCUGAGUGAGUAUGGACCAACACUACUCCAGCACAGUCCAGCACACUACUCAGUUCCACACGGUUCUUAUACGCCAAAUCUCAUUAAAUCCUACGGUAUCACACCAACUGGCUACACACAGAGCUACGUUCAUCAGCUCCCAGGCUUCCCGGCGACGGCGUACGGACCAGUGGCGGCAGCGGCGGUGGCAGCAGCGCGUGGCUCAGGUAGGGGGGCCCGAGGAAAAGGCGGCUACAUGGCAUACCCGCAGAACACAGGACCAGGGGGAAACCCAGCUCGUCCUGGAGGCUUCCCAGGUGCCAACAGCCCAGGGCCUGUAGCCGACCUGUACGGCCCUGGAGGCCAGGACUCCAAUGUGGCUAACUACAUCAGUGCUGCUAGCCCCCAGGCUGGCUCCGGCUUCGGCCACAGUAUCGCAGGCCCGUUGAUUGCGACAGCUUUUACAAAUGGAUACCAUUGAACAGGUGUUCGGUUGCCAUCUUAUUGGAGCAGAGUCUAUCUGGUGGUCCAGGGAAGACAGACCGAACCUUCUAAUUGGCUCUGUGUACAGGUGAUGUCAUCCAACUUCAAGCACUACAGCAUCACCCAGGAGAAAUGGUGGAACCACAUUAAAAAAAUCAUCUCAGAAAGAAAAGAAAACUGCUGUACCAUAAUCCAAACCUGUAACCUGACAACCUGGUUUGUUAUGACAUUUCUUGAUGAUUUCAUUCACUUUUUUCCUUCCUUUUAUUAGUUGUUUGAUUAGCUUUACAGAGAGGCAUUUUGGUUUGAUCCUAAUUAUUUGUGUCAUUUUUAGAUUUUCUCUUGUAGUGUAUGUAAAUGGAUAUGCUUCUCUCUUCGGGGGUCAUAGUCGAGAAUGUACGAAGUAAUGUGUUCACAUUUCGUACCAAUUUGUUUAAUCAAAAAAGAUCAGAGCUUUAGGUGUCUUUUUGCACAUAAAAGAAAUCCAAAGUGGAAAGUCUUGGGGAAAAAACAUCCAUUUCAUUUCAAAUGAAAAUUCGAGAGGGUAACUAACUAAUAAAUCUUAGUAGCUGUUUUUAAUUAUUGUGAUGUCUCAUUGUUAACCAUAAUUACCUAUUUUUGGGCAAUACAAAGAGGACUUCAAUAUUUUUAUGGUCCUUUUUUACAAGUGUUGUUUUGUUGUUUAGAAAAAAAUAUGUAUACUAUAAAACAUUUCAUAUAAAUACAUUGUGAAUUCAAAGACUUAAGAAAAAGAAAUGUAACUGUAAAUACUAUUCCAGUCAUUGCAUAUAACCAACUCGAUGAGAGAAUAGCAUAUUUUUGUGAUGGUGUGUCAAAGAAAUGUUCUAGCGUGUGAAUAGAAAAAAAAGCUCUAAACAAAUACUAUUAUCCUUUACUGCUCAGAGACAGUGACUACCCCAGUGAUGGACACAACAUAUUUGAACACUGAUGGCUUGCUCUGUAAAUACUCAAGCUGAAUAACUUUACAAGUGUCAAACCAGUGCAUUUACAAGUGGUGAGUUCAGCGCACAGUUUUAAAAGGGAUAAAAGAUCAUUGGUAUCUUUUGUCUAACCAAGUGUUAUUUAAGAGAUCAAUAUUAUUUGAGUGAUCAUUUAAUCCAAAACACACUGUACUUAGUGUUGAAGAAUAGAACUUGAGCCUAAGCAUUUUACAGUACUCUGCGCAUCCAGACACUUUUAUACUCCUGAGAGAAAAACUCAACUUGUUGUUUUGUUGUUUGUUUCCUCCUGCUUGUUCCUCUUAAGUUUGGGACUCCAUCAGUUCUCUUUUGAAUGAAUUAGGAAGGGAAACAUUUUGAUACCAUACCUCAGCCCUGUGAGUUAUACCUUGGAAUCGUUGAGAGGUUUAAUUUAUUUUAGUGGCAAAUAGAUUAAAAACAUUGAAUGGAAAAAAAAUGUAUAAAUCAUUGCACUGUGAGCAGUAAAGAAAGAACAGGCCAUUUCCUAUUUGCACAUGUAUAUGUUGGCUAUUUAAAAUGGUCCUGUCUCUGGGGUGAAGUAUGAAGGAUUAUUGGAUGUUGCUCCUCUCUAGAAUAGGCAUACACAAACAGCUUGGCAAAUAGCAAUUAACUGAUUAAUUACUACCAAUGUGUUGUGGUCAUGUCUUUGGAUUUCAUUGUAUUGUGUAAGCCAACUUCUAAUCUAAAAUAUUGAUGCUAUUUUAGAUCCAGCCAAUAGAAGACACUGAAUAAAUUAUUCAUCCUGGUAACCAUAGCUGCUGCGCUAAUUUCUUACACAGUAUGUGUAGGGACAGGUUUUGCUCAAUUAUAGAGACAUUUAACGACAUGCUUUAAAGUGCAGUAAGAUUUGUAAACAUGAUGAUGGAAUGAGUGGUGUAUAUUCUGAUGUACUUUUCCUGCUGCAAAUGUAUUUGAUAAUUCAUUUCACCUGAUGUUUCAUUUCAUUAGCUCUUUGGUUCAGAACAACCAGGUGAAGGAAAAUGCUGGAUGCUUUUGAAUGAUGUGGAGAUAUGAUCAAGUAAUAAUUUAAAUGAGAAAACAGAAGAGAACCAUUGUAAUGUUCAAAUGUAAAAGGAAAAAAGAAAUACAAAACUUUAAAAAAAGAAAAAGAUGCUUCUUCACUGAUUUCAAUUUUGAAUCAGGGGAUUUUAUUGAUAUUUUUGUGGUUACUAAUUGUAAUAUGAUAUUAUUAAAAUGUACUGUGCAUCCAUCGAUUUCUCUCUUUCCAUUCCCUUCCCUGUCACCACAUACAAUCUUUUGUUGAUCAUCCAUGUAUAUCAAUAGUGUGUAUAAAAAAAAUAGCAAAAAAACUAACAAAUAUUAACUUGUAACAGAGUGCUGUCUUUGAUACCAGUGUAGUGGUCUAUGCUCUUUGUCAUUCUCUCUUUUUCUAGCUUUUUCCUCUCUCUGUCACAUUCUCUUCCCCUCUCUCUCGCUCUCUUACUCUCCUCUAUCUCCUUGUAAUUAGUCAUAGAUGUUAUGUAAUUAAGAUAAUACUUGUAGUUAUUAGUGGAUUUAUGACCAAUAAGGAUAGAACUUUCUCUUAUUAUCAAAAGUUUGACAUACAUUUGCAAACAGUUAUUUUAAUAGCAGUUCCAUGUCAUUUGUUCCUCGUAUGUCUUUGUGUGUGUGUGUGCUUUACCGAUCUCACAUGGUUUCAACUAACCAAAGCUCUCAUAGAAGAAUUAUAGAGAAUCAAAUUGCUGUAAGAUGAAAUUUUAAACAAGGCAUUAUUUGGAUCCCCUCCCUUGAAUGUUUAAAAGGGGUGUGUCAUACUACCUUAAAUGUUAACGCUAGAUAUGCAAAAUGUUUAUUUUUGAUUACUUUUUAAGAGGGACACAAGCUAUAAUUAGGAAAAAGAUUUUAUGUGAAAGCAAAAAAAAAAAAUAUUUUUAGAAAGUUCUAACAUAUUAAUGAUGAUUACUACAAUAAUAAUAAUAAUAUUAAUAAUCAUAACACUACUAAUAAUAAUAAACUGUAAUAUCUUUUAAUGUUUUUACACUAUAUCCCAGAUGCCUGUAUGGCUCUGCUAUUUUUGGAUACCACUCUGUUUUUGAAAUGUUUCUGCCUUUCAUUUUACUCAUAAAAACAUACUUUUUGUGAAUACUUUUUUAGUCCCUGAAAACCAGUGCUUUAUUCUAAUCAAAGUUAGGUUUAUGUUGUCUGUUAAUGUUGUUCUCACAGAUCUACACAGACAUGCUUAUUACGUCACAAGCUUUGUAAAGAAUUUGAGGUCAUCUAGCUUUUAGAUGCCAUUACAUACUUGGAGCAAAGAUGACACAGAAUGAAUCUUUCUAAUGAUUGUUUCUUAACUAGUGAAGGGGGUCAACACGGCAUAAACUUGAGAUACUCCUGAAGAUUGUCUUCAAUUAGUUCACCUGUUGUUGAAUGUCUUCAAACAGUAUUUCAGUUGGUUAGUAAAACUAAUGUGUAUAGCAAGGGGGGGGGGGGGGUUACAAUUGGGGAUGUACAUGUAAGCUUAGAUAUCCAUGUAUUUUCUCACUCGUAAUAGUUUGCAGCACUUGAAUAUAUGUAUAUAUUUCGACCUUUGUCAAGGAUUUAGUUAAUUGGACGACAGAGAAAGUCAAAUAUUAUGGGUGAAUUCAAUUAGACUUAUACAGGAGUUGAUAAUAAAAUAGUAUUUCUUAGUGUAAUCAGUUCAUAGAUGUACUGUCCAUAACAACAUGUUCACAAACAACAUGUUCACAAAGAAAUGAAAUGUAUGUGGAAUUGGCAGGAUGAAAUCAGCAGUACAUGGCCCUACAUAAAGGUCUUUAGCAGUUGGAUUGAAUAGAUAUGAGUAGCAUAUACUUACUAUAGCCUAUGAUACCAUUUCAAUGCCUUGACGAUCUUAGUCUAUAGUAGACACCUCCUUUGAUUAAAGUAAAGGCUGGUCAUCCCAUUUAAAUAGCUCAUUCCCCUUUGAUCUGUGUUCAAUAUUAGCUUGGACUUUAAGGUAGCAUGCCUCUGUUGCUGUAAUUUUCUUUUUCAUUGACAGCAGUUUACAGCUGAUGAAUGUUACACAUCUUACUAUACUAACAAAUCCAUUGGAAAAAUGUUGGUUUGAGAAAAAAUCUAAAAGGGGAAAAAAACGACCUGGAAGGUGUUGAUAUUUGGAGUGUACUACCGUGUUCAUUUAAACUUGAAUCUUGAGGCAAGUGCUAGGUAAUGGCCAAUCAUUUCAUGCCAUCAUCCAUGAAUCACCAUCUCCCCCAUGUUCAUUAGUCUGUGUACAGUACAUACAUGUUAUGUGUCUGACCUGUAUAUCCUUCAUGUGAACAUGUUUGACUAGAUGAGAAUAGUGAUCCCUCUGUAUUCUAGACACAGCAAAGCCCUAUCUCCCUUGGGUUUGUAUAACUUAGUAGCCAACACUGUUUUCAUCCCUCGCUGUCAAAAGAGUCAACGUUAUGGUGAGCUAGUGUGCUCAGUUGGCAUUGCAUUGUCUUCAAAAUUCAAAAUAGACCUUGUUCAGUGGUCUGGCAUAGGUAAUACAUUAUGAAUGACUGUUAACCAAUAAGUGAAACAUCCUCUGGUAUAGUUUGGAUACUCUUAACGUGUGUGGAUCAGAGUGCACGGUUGUUAUUCCAAUCUGUAGUAACGUAUGAGGAAAAGUGAGCAGUCUUCUAUGACUCCACAGCAUAAUGAGGCUAUUGUCCUGCCAUGUAACAUCCACUGUUUUCCAGUGUGGAGGAGCAGCCUUCCACUGAGCUAUCCUCACUAAUUUGCUGUCUGCUCCUGAUUUGCCUUGCCCAUUCCUAACACUUGCCCAUUUUUUAACGUUAACAGACUUUUUACGGCGAGAGACUGACAGAACUGACUGACGUCUGAAAGCAUCUUUCAGGUCUUCUUGUAUGGCUUGCUCAAGCCCUAUUGUAACAUAAACUCAAAUGGAUGGGGGUCUCUCACAUCUCAGAUGUGGAAAGUAUAAUUUUAUAUUUGUAUUUUCAAAUAAUAAUAAUGAUGAAAAAAAUGUUUGUGAAAGGUUUCCAUCCUCUACUGUGGUCCAGAAAUCGAUGUGUCUGUCUGGAAAAAAAAAUAAAAAAAAUAAACUGUUUUAUUCCUUG